ACUCUCUCUUUGAAAUAAAUAAAUAAAUAAAAUCUUUAUAAAAAUAAAAAAAAUAAAAGCGUAGAGGAAGUCAGAUCUGAAGCAGAAGAAAGAUUCCACGUGCUGCCGCUGACUUUGAAGAUGGAGGGGUCACGUGACAAGGAGCGUGGGUGGCCCGCAGGGGAGGAGGGCAGCCCCUGGCCCACAGCCAGCAAGGAAGGGGGGACCUCAGUCCUACAGCUGCAAGGAACUGGGCUCUGUCAGCCACCUGAACAUGUUAGAAGCAUGUUCUUUUUCUCCUUCGCCUCCAUUAACCAAAACAGUCCUGCCAGCACCUUGAUCUCUCCAGAGCAGAGGACCCAGUUGGACUGUGUUUUAAGCCACUAAGUUUGUGAUACUUAGUUACUCAGCAGUAGAGAAUUAACACGUGAGGCUCUAUGUCCCUGAAGACCUAGCAUAAUUUAAGAUGUAUAUUCUCCUUUUUUAAAGUAGGCUCCACGCCCAACAUGGGGCUCGAACUCACGACCCUGAGAUCAAAUUCGCAGGCUCUACCGACUGAGCCAGCCAGGUGCCCCCAAGAUAUGUAUUAUUAAAGGAAUAAAUGUAAGGGGUGGGUGAGUUCUCAGCAUAAACACACCACCAUUGUGGCGUCGUUUUCUCUCUGGCUACUUUUUCGUUUCUUCGGACUGUCUCUGGUAUUUUGCAGGAGACUCACUUGUAAAUUAGUGGCCCGGUCGGUCAGUGUAUCAUGUUUGUCUGGCUUUCUUCACGUUGUUUUAUCACCUCAGACUCCCAUUCUAAAGCUAUUGGCUUUGGAGAGCAUUUGUCAGCUCCGAUCUGCAUCCUGCUCCCUUAUCAGUGGGUUUGGGGUUCGUGGUUACAGGUAAAAACCAGAUUUCAGGAACAUCGUAUUCCAGUGUAACAUGCAAACAGAGGAAGGCAUAAAUCCGAAGUGCACAGCUUUCUUCAGUUUCACAAAUGGAACACGCCCAUGCAACCGGGGUCCAGAUCGAGAAGCUGAGUGUUUCCGUUACCCAGAAGCCCUCUUGUGCUACCUCCCAGUCACUGCUUCUUCUUCUUCUUUUUUUUUUUUUUUAAAGAUUUUAUUUAUUUAUUUGACAGAGACACAGCGAGAGAGGGAAUACAAGCAGGAGGAAUAGGAGAGGGAGAAGCAGGCUUCCCGCGGAGCAGGGAGCCCGAUGCGGGGCUCCAUCCCAGGACCCCGGGAUCAUGACCUGAGCUGAAGGCAGAUGCUUAACGCCAGUCACUGCUUCUGCAAAACUAACUACUAUUGUGCUCAAAGCAGCAUAGGUUUGUUUGCCUGAAUUAACCAGAUUGCGAGUGAUGAUAUCAGAGGAUGCUAAACUCACAGCCCCACAGUCCCCAAGAUGACUGGCCACAGUCCCAGUGCGUGCAAACAACAGGGGGCUUUUCAGGACACAGACAGAUGAGGGUGCGCCCAGGCCUUUCAUAUUUCAUGCAAGGACCACAUUCCUAAGGUCUCAUAUAAUGUGAAACUCUCAUAAUAAAGUCUAGUUCUGUCACUGAAAUGACUGUAACAUAAGGUUUGCACACCCUCUCAUGUGGGGCCUAAAGCGAGACUAAUUAACAUCUUUACUAUUGCCCAAUUCCCAGUUUAGCAUAAUUCAAACCAACACACUCCUCCCUGAAACCCCCGUGGGGCUGUGAGGGUCUGCGCUUUAGCUUCUCGCAGAGCCCAGGGCCCCGCCGUGGUGAUGGCAUGGGAUCCCGGUUCUGGGUGUGGCUUGGGGACAGAGCACAGUUCCUGGAGCCGGAAGGCUUACAUUCUAGACCUCCCUCUGCUCCUCCUUGCACUUUAUAACCCUGGGUAAGCUCUUACCUGCUGGGCCUGUUCCCUCAUCUGCAAAUGGGACUAAGCUCUGGGGUUCAUGAGAGGAGUUCCCUGAUGAGAAGCCUUGGGCACACAGUAGGAGCCGAUGGGAGCUUGUUGGCACCAAUCCCAGCUGGGGUGGGAAAAAACUGCUCACCUGUCUCUCCCCGCACCACCCCCAUGCUGCCUGGAGGACUUUGCUCCCUGGGAGAGUGAAGCCAGCGAGCCCCAAGCCCGAGAGCCUGGAGAGCCUGGCCGCUGAGCCUCCACGGGAGGCUGGGGCCCAGGCUCAGAUGCCAGGGUCAGAGCCCGGAUUGGGCAAGAGCAGAGCGUGAGGCCCCCUCUUCCUGGUCAGGGAUAUUUGGAAACACCAACAAUUCUGAGAAAUUUAGCAGCAGGAAGUGAAAGGAGGCAGGGUGCAUGCUCCCAGGGCGCCUUCUGGACUGGCUCCCCAUCCCAAAUCCUGCAGAGAUUAGUGGGGUGACUGGCAGGGGCGUGAGGGGGAGAGGGACAGACCAGGCGACUCCCCCUCCCUGGGGAGGAAAGCAGGGGCGACCCAUCCCCCACUCCCACUCCACACAUCCCCUGAGUUCCAAAUCCUUUUUCACCUCUGUUUACUGUCCAAAGUCCCGGGCACUGGGGAUGCCAGGUUCCGAGUGUUGGGACACACGCGCACACACACACGCACACGCACAGGCAGACGCAGACACGCAGCGCUCAGGGCCCUCGUAUGGACCCUGCUCCCUCCCCUCCCACCGUCCAGGGCUGUCCGUGCAUCCCAAGCCUCCAGGCUUCAGCCCCCUUCUUAGCCUAGGAUCUGCACAGCAUUGAGGGAUCCAGGAACCAACCUCAAGACCGUCAGCAAGUAAAAGGGGAGGAAGGGCAGGGGACCGGGACUGACGAGUGGAGCGGGGGGUGCUGGGCAGGAAAACUUCAGAGGAAGAAGUCUGGAUGUCAGGCCUGGGAGCGAAUGGGAGAAAGAAUGUUUUCCUAUAGCCACCAAUCGCUUAGAAACGGACUGGACCCCACAGCCUGGCUCCGUUGGGCCCCAGCCUCAGCCCUAACCCCAGCCUUGUCCCAGGCCCAGGUCCAGCCAACCCUACCAUGACAAAUGACUAUCAAGAUCUUCAGCAUCUGGACAACGAGGACAAUGACCAUCAGCUCCGACAAGGGCCACCCGCCUCGCAGCCGCUGUUCCGGCGGCUCUGCUCCGGACCCUGCCUCCUGCGGCUCUCCCUGGGCCUCGGCCUCCUGCUGCUGGUGGUUGUCUGUGUCAUCGGAUCCCAGAACUCCAGGCUGCAGGCGGAGCUGCAGGCCCUGAGAGAGACCUUCAGCAACUUAACAGCGAGCGCCGAGGUCGAGGUCAAGGCCCUGAGCAGCCAGGGAGGAAGUGUGGGCAGAAAGAUGAAGUCGCUGGAGUCCCAGCUGGAGAAACAGAAGCAGGACCUGAGCGAAGAUCACGCGGGCCUGCUGUUGCACGUGAAGCAGUUCGUGUCGGACCUGCGAAGCCUGAGCUGUCAGAUGGCCGUGCUCCACGGCAACGGUGAGGGGGAGGCGGGGGCGCGCGCGCGCGGCCGCCCCCCGCCCCGCCGGCCGCUCCUGAGCGCCCCCGCCCUCCCCGGCCCCCCAGGCUCGGCGAGGGCCUGCUGCCCGGUCAACUGGCUGGAGCACGGGGGCAGCUGCUACUGGUUCUCCCGCUCCGGGAAGUCCUGGGCCGAGGCGGACCGGUACUGCCAGCUGGAGGGCGCGCACCUGGUGGUGGUGGGCUCCUGGGAGGAGCAGAAGUUUGUCCAGCACCACAUGGGUCCUGUGAACACCUGGAUGGGCCUCACCGACCAGAGUGGGCUCUGGAAGUGGGUGGACGGGACGGACUACGAGACGAGCUUCAAGAACUGGAGGCCCGAGCAGCCGGACGACUGGUACGGCCACGGGCUCGGGGGAGGCGAGGACUGCGCGCAUUUCACCGACGACGGCCGCUGGAACGACGACGUGUGCCAGAGACCCUACCGCUGGGUGUGCGAGACCGCGCGCGAGCCGGCCCGCUAGGAGCCUCCUCUCCCCUAAUUUAUUUCCUCCGUGCCUCCACCUGCCCCGUGACCCUCCCGUCGGGGGCGGGGGUGCUCCUCCACUGUCUCGGGAUGGCUCAUCCAGGGUUUUGAGGGAAGGGGAAAGACGCCGUCUGAGGAACGUACGAUCGCGUUUGGCGGGGCGGGGAGAUCGAAGUCCCUGUCACCUGCUGCAGCCUGCAGCGUAUGGUCAUCCUUUUUUAGAGUAAAAAGACCAGAAAUACUCUAAAUGGGCCAUGCGUUGUCUGGUUAUUGGGCAUUAGGAAUCGGGAGUGGGCUGGUUGGUGGGAAGCCUGGGGCAGGCCGCGGGGCCCGGUGAGAACCCCAUGGGCUUUGGUGCUUACAGGGAUGGGAGUUAGGGCUCCUGUUCUGAGUCUCCCCGGUAAAGGUGUCCCGUUGCUGGGGACCGCCGCACCUGCAGCAGUUCCCCUAGGACCAGAGUCACCCCGAUGUGUCCAGUGCUUCAGAGGCUUUGAAUGAAACUCACUGAUGUCCGCUGCGUGCAUUACAGUGGACAGAGGUAGUAUCCACAGACAGGCAACAAAUACAGUGAACAUGAAGAUGAGCCUACCACCGAGAACCGCUAAACCUGCAAAGAAAGCCAGAAAACCAGGAGCGAGGCAGAGAAGCCCCCAAAUAAACGGAAUCCACAACCCAGAAUGGGAGUUCGCGGGAACGAACAGAUUAAGACUUUGCAGACACUCACUAGAUUAUCAGCAAACAUUGAAUGAACACAAAAGUGGAGACAGAGACAGAUCUAUCAGCAUAUGAAGGGCUCACCAUCUUUCCAGAUAACUUUGACUAUAAGAGAAAAUAAAAGUGAAGCAGUCAGGUAAUUGAGAAAUGAACGAGCAGAGCACUACAUACUGAGAUUGUGGGAUGGUCUAAAGCAGUUCUCGGGAGGAAAGGUAUAUAGACUGAAGUACAUUUGUUAAAAUACAAGGUUGGGGCGCCUGGGUGGCUCAGUUGGUUAAGUGACUGCCUUCGGCUCAGGUCAUGAUCCUGGAGUCCCGGGAUCGAGUCCCGCAUCGGGCUCCCUGCUCGGCAGGGAGCCUGCUUCUCCCUCUGACCUUCCCCCCUCUCAUGUGCUCUCUCUCUCUCAUUCUCUCUGUCUCAAAUAAAUAAAUAAAUCUAAAAAAUAAAAAUAAAAAAAUAAAAAACAAGGUUGAAUGGAAAUAAGCUAAGUUUCAACUCAAGGGACUUGAAAAAGAACAAAACCCCUCAGAAUAGAAAGCAGGGAUUUAUUAACAAAUCAUCAACCACAGUGUAUGUAUUCUAUUCGAGUACACUGGGACAUUUAAAAAAAUGAGCAAAUACUGGGCCAUCAAGCGAGUUUUAACAAAUUUUGAAUAGAGAUUUCCACUAUAAGGACCAGAAAGAUAAAAUUCCUAUAUAAGUCAUUAGCAAACCCAAUCAAAUGAUGUAUUAAAAAAAUACGUUGGGGAGGCUAGGUGGCUCAGUUGGUUAAGCGUCUGACUCUUAAUUUCAGCUCAGAUCAUGAUCUUGGGGUCAUGAGAUCAAGCCCCACAUCAGGCUCUUUGCUCAGUGGGGAGUCUGCUUGAGAUUCUCUCCCCUUCCCUCCUGCCCCUCCCCCCCCAUAAAUAAAUAGGAGCGCCUGGUUGGCUCAGUUAGUUAAGCGGCUGCC
Molecule: messenger RNA, 5542 nt
Organism: Mirounga angustirostris (Northern elephant seal)
Lineage: Eukaryota; Metazoa; Chordata; Mammalia; Carnivora; Phocidae
Gene: ASGR1
Product: asialoglycoprotein receptor 1
Exons: 7
Coding region: 2936-3877 (313 amino acids)
Molecular function (GO): signaling receptor activity
Source: RefSeq, a predicted model, not a curated record